This is a messenger RNA of Symbiodinium necroappetens, 1035 nucleotides long. The record is from the annotation of a GenBank genome assembly. NCBI's taxonomy places the organism in Eukaryota, Dinophyceae, Suessiales, Symbiodiniaceae.
AUGCCUCGUGAAAGCUCUCCAAGAUCAGCUAAGCAAAGAGGACCAGCUGAAGCAUGCACAGGAUCAAAAUUGGAUGACAGCCAACCGCGAGUGGACGUUUCAGAUGUGGGAUGGGAAGGCCAAAAUGUUGAAGGUGGACAGCACACGUUCCCCCAUCCCCCACAACGCGAUGCUACAGAAGCUUCACACAUUGAUGCAAACCUUGGCGUCUCCGGAGGUAGUACACCGGUUCAGAAGUACCAGACCGCUUCGGGAGAACAUGGAGGGAAACGUGAUCGGGGUGCAAAUCCGAAAGCAAACUCUGCAGCGAUCGCAGCUGGCAGCGAUGCUACACCAGUACUUGCAAGGAUACUGAGGCUGGAACUGGGGAACACAUCGCAAACAUGUUACGUCAAUUCAGUGUUCUGGGCAUACACAUGGAAUGCACUGCAUAUCAGAAUUUCCCAAGAGGCGCGCUUUGGUCACGCUACUGAGGCUAUAGCAAGAGUGCUUAAGCAACGACAGGCCAACUUGGUAAGGAUGACCACAUGGCGUGCAAUUUUUGCAGGCUGGCCAAGCAUUGGUGAACAACAUGAUGCGAUUGAGUUCCUGGGACACUUUCUUCAAUUUGCCAGGCCGAUGUGCUGGGAUGGGGAAUGGCAGGCACGCACAGUGGACGACGACGGCAUGCCACAUGUGCAAUAUCGUGAAUCUACUUUGCAGGCUAUUUCAUUAGUGCUUGCUGAGGGGUCAGGGCCUCAUUCCCUACAGGAGUUGGUGAAUGCUUGGCACGCUCAGGCCGACGUACAUGCAUUGUCGCAGGUACCAUGCUAUGUUUCCGGGCGCACUUUGGAGAUCCAGUGGCGAUCUUAUCGAGUGGGGACCUGUAUACUCCACCAUGGUGCUACGCCCACCUCGGGCCAUUAUACUUCACUCAUGGCGCAGGCGGAUGGAUGGCUUCGCACAGAUGAUUAUCAGGUUCCUCAACCUGUCAGCAGAAUCACUGCAGCGCAUGAGAGAGAGGUGUAUGCGUUGCUGCUGAGGCUCGAUGAGUGA